Molecule: messenger RNA, 15571 nt
Organism: Pelobates cultripes (western spadefoot toad)
Lineage: Eukaryota; Metazoa; Chordata; Amphibia; Anura; Pelobatidae
Source: the annotation of a GenBank genome assembly
CUGAGACAAAAACAGCAGCUAAGUCUGGCUCCCUAAUCCUAACUGAAUGGACGGAUGAAGGGGCUGUAAUUCUGGUAGUGCCAUUUUAAAUGAAGAAGCGUUGGCUGGACGACCAUCGUGUUUUUCUGGCUUUUCAGAGAAUGUAGCACAGAAUGGGUGAAGUUCAAAAGGUAUGUGCAGGGGGUUGCUAUGAAAUUAUGGCAUGCAUGAGCCUGUGUAGGAGGAUAACAGAUUAGAAAGCUACAUUUAGAGCUGUGUUUAUGGGCACAUAUGAAGUUAAAUUUCUGCCCAUAACUAUGUUUAAAUAACUAUGGAUAACUAUUGACAUAAACUGUUUAAAUAUUAAGAGAGCGUAGGACAUGGUUUCACAAAGGUUUCACAAAGGUUUAAUCAUUAAACAAGCUAUGGUAUGUUGAAAACCAAAUACGGUAGUACGAUUUAGGACAAAACUGCUAUUUUGGAAAAACGUGGUAUUGGAAAAAAGGUCCAUCUUGUUUUUUGGGUCUACGUUUUGUAGUUCGUUAAUUAAGUCACGGCUGUAGACAGUGUAACUCACUCAACUGUGAAAUGUCAUAAAUUGGAAGUGAAUUUGAAAUUGGUUGAGCUCAAAACAUUUCUGACUUAGAAACUUUUUCCAAUUCAGCUAUGUUGACUUUAUAUUUGAAAUUCACUUUGCAUUCCCAAAAAUGAACACUCAAUAUUUCAUGAAUAAACUCCAAAAUACUAUGAAAAAUAGCAAUUGAAGUUAGUAUUUUAACGUGUAUUAAGGCUCAUCGUUGCUAUUUACCAUUAUUGAGGUAAAUGUUGGUUGUUUACAUUGAAAUUAAUGUGAAGAGUGUUUCUUGUCUGAGUGCUGUUUAUGAAGAGUAUUGGGCUGAAACAAUAAAUGUCAAUGUCACAAGAUUAGAUAAUGAACACUGAAAUCUGUGGACAGUUACAAUUAACAUACACUGUGUGUGAAAGGAGCGAUCACUUUAUUAGUCUCAGUCAAUGUAUUUAAAUAUUUACUGGUUUGAGGUGUCCAGUGGAGACAAGUAAAAUAAAAUAAAUACAUUUUUAAACAGCACAAUUUUUAGACUUCUGGACAAUAGGUGUUGCUAAGUUCUCAAAACAUUAUUUUACCAUGAAUCCCAGCAUUAACACACAAGUCCGAACAAAGAGGAUCAUGGGACAUUUGUAAUUUACAUCAGAAGCCAACCUCUAAACACCUAGUAGCUACAGUGCCUUACAUUAUAGCCUUAAGUUCAAUGUUUUAUUAAUCUGAAUGUUAUGUGAUGGAUCAGAACACAAUAGUCUAAGUUGGUGAAGUGAAAUGAGAAAAAUAUAUACAUAAAACUAUUUUUUAGAAAUAGAAAACAGAAAAUUGGCAUGUGCGUAUGUAUUCACCCCCUUUGUUAUGAAGCCCAUAAAAAGCUCUGGUGCAACCAAUUACCUUCAGAAGUCACAUAAUUAGUGAAAUGAUGUCCACCUGUGUGCAAUUUAAGUAUCACAUGAUCUGUCAUUACAUACACACACACACACACACACACACCUUUUUUGAAAGGCCCCAGAGGCUGCAACACCUAAGCAAGAGGCACCACUAACCAAACACUGCCAUGAAGACCAAGGAACUCUCCAAACAAGUAAGGGACAAAGUUGUUGAGAAGUACAAGUCAGGGCAGUGGCGUACUAAGGAGGGGGCGGUCCGCCCCGGGUGCCACCAGGGUGGGGGGUGCCUUGGGAGGGGGCGCCGCCAGGAGCGCCGGCCCCCCUCAUGCUGCAGCCGCCCGAGCGCUCUGUAGAGAGCCUCAGGCAGCUGCAGCUUUGCCCGCCCGGGCGCAGCAUGGGGAGAGGGGCUGACAGGAGGGAAGCGCUCAGCGCUCCCUCCUGUCACUCCCUCUCUGUAGCGUGGCCGAGCCCUGUAUCAUGGUCCACGGGUACAGGGAGCUUUUGUUUCCUGUACCCGGCCGGACUAAAAGGAAGUGCACACUGAGGUAGGGGGGGAGGGGGAGGAUAAAUAAAGAUUGGGAGGGGAAUAAGAAAUUGGGAGGGAGGAUAAGGAAAUGGGAGGAUAAGGAAAUUGGGAGGGGGAUAAGGAAAUUUAGGAGGGGGAUAAAGGAAGUGGGAGGGAGAAGAAGUGGAGAGGGGGGAUAAAAGAAAGAUUGGGAGGGAGGAGGAAAUUGAGAGGGGGGAUAAGAAAAGAUUGGGAGGGAGGAGGGAAUUGGAGAGGGGAGAUAAAAAAGAAAAUUGGGAGGGGAGAAAGGAAAUUGGAGAGGGGAUAAGAAAGAUUGGGAGGAGGAAAUUGGAGGGGGGGAUCAAGGAAGAUUGGGAGGGGGGGAUAAAGAAAGAUUGGGAGGAGGAAAUUGGAGAGGGGGGAGAUAAAGAAAGAGAAAUUGGGAGGGGGAGAAGGAAAUUGGAGAUGAGGAUAAAGAAAGAAAUUGGGAGGGGGAGAAGGAAAUUGAAGGGGGGGAGAUAUUGACAUUCAUCACACACAAUGCACCCCAUGCACACAGAAAAACACACAAUGCAUUACACACAGACACACAAACACAAGCAAUGCAACUGUUACACACAAUGCAUCCCUUACAAACACACAAUGCAUUCAUUACACACACUCAAUGCACCCCUUACACACACUCAAUGCAUCCCGUAAAUACACAGAAACACACCUUGCAGCCCUUACACAUACAAACACAGAUUCACACAAUGCAUUCCUUACGCACAUAUCAGGACAUCCCCUACACACUCCACCCCCUGUGAACAAACUCAUUGGUGGAACAUGAAGGUGGACCCUGGGACCCAGACCUUGAGCUGUGUAAAGGGCCCCCCAAAAAAUGGAGCGGCUUCCCGUUCUCCCAGAACAUUGAUUUUUGUGACCACAGUUACAAACCGCCUCCAGAGAGCCUGUUCUACACCAGACCAGUGGAGCAAGAUGGCAGCUAGAGCCCAUCAUCAUCCUCAUCUGGUUGUAAGUAGGCAAUCUAGUAUAUUAUUCGUGGCACUAAUCUCUAAUUUACCUCACAUUAAAGAAACACGAUAGUCCCCAGAACCACUGCAGCUUACUGUACUGGUUCUGGUGUCUAUAGCCUGUCCCUGCAGGCCUUUUAAUGUAAACACGGCGGCACUGCAGCACUGGCGUUAGAUAACAUGGCAAAUUAUAUGGGUGGGGCAUUGUGAUGUCACAUGGGGGGGCGGCAAACUUUACUUUUGCCUAGGGCAGCAAAAAUCCUUGCACCGGCCCUGGCUGGAGGGGGCUGUGUGAGCUUUGGCCGCACAGUGCCCCAUGGUAGUUAGGGUGCCGUGUGGCCAGUACAGCUCACACAAGCAAACAGCUGAUAAACUGGCCACGGAUGAAAAGUGGGGCGGACCUAAGCAAAAUUGGAGGCGGAGCCAAACUGGCACUGGGGGCGGGGCUCUGGGGGGGCAAGGGGGUACCAAGCACAGGAUCCGCCCCGGGUGCCAAAUGCUCUAGGUACGCCCUUGAGUCAGGGUUAGGUUAUAAAAAAAAAAUCCAAAUCUUUGAUGAUCCCCAGGAGCACCAUCAAAUCUAUCAUAACCAAAUGGAAAGAACAUGGCACAACAGCAAACCUGUCAGGAGACGGCCGCCCACCAAAACUCACGGACCGGGCAAGGAGGGCAUUAAUCAAAGAGGCAGCACAGAGACCUAAGGUAACCCUGGAGGAGCUGCAGAGUUCCACAGCAGAGACUGGAGUAUCUGUACAUAAAACGUCAAUAAGCCGUAUGCUCCAAAGAGUUGGGCUUUAUGGCAGAGUGGCCAGAAGAAAGCCAUUACUUUCAGCAAAAAACAAAAUGGUAUGUUUUGAGUUUGCGAAAAGGCAUGUGAGAGACUCCCAAAAUGUAUGGAGGAAGGUGCUCUGGUCUGAUGAGACUAAAAUUGAACUUUUCGGCUAUCAAAGAAAACGCUAUGUCUGGCGCAAACCCAACACAUCACAUCACCAAAAGAACACCAUCCCCACAGUGAAACAUGGGGGAUGGUAGCAUCAUGCUGUGGGUAUGUUUUUCAGCAGCCGGGACUGGGAAACUGGUCAGAGUUGAGGGAAAGAUGGAUGGUGCUAAAUAUAGGGAUAUUCUUGAGCAAAGCCUGUACCACUCUGUGCGUGAUUUGAGGUUAGGACGGAUGGUCACCUUCCAGCAGGACAAUGACCCCAAACACACUGCUAAAGCAAACACACUGCUAAAGCAACACUUGAGUGGUUUAAGGGGAAACAUGUAAAUAUGUUGGAAUGGCCUAAUCAAAGCCCAGAUCUCAAUCCAAUAGAAAAUCUGUGGUCAGACUUAAAGUUGCUGUUCACAAGCGCAAGCCAUCCAACUUGGAGGAGCUGGAGCAGUUUUGCAAGGAGGAAUGGGCAAAAAUCCCAGUGGUAAGAUGUGGAAAGCUCACAGAGACUUAUCCAAAGCGACUUGGAGCUGUGAUUGGCUCUACAAAGUAUUGACUUUAGGGGGGUGGGGUGAAUAGUUAUGCACAUUGACUUUUUCUCUUAUUUUGUCCUAUUUGUUGUUUGCUUCACAAUAAAAAAAAAAAAAAAUUCAAAGUUGUGGGCAUGUUCUGUAAAUUAAAUGAUGCAAUGUUAAUUCCAGGUUGUGAGGCCACAAAACACGAAAAAUGCCAAGGGGGUGAAUACUUUUGCAAGGCACUGUAACUUUUAGUUAGAUAUUAAAAUGCAUCAUAACUCCAAAGAGAACUAUCUAGUUUAAGUGGUAUAUCACAGGCAGACAACAUCCCCUGUGUAAAGAAAUAUGAAUAUCCUUUAAAUAAAUAUUUGAAUAUCCUCACAUAAUCACCCAUAAUUCCCUUACUCCUCUGAUUAUCCUCGCUGCACCUGCCCACAUUACCUAUAUUUUUCUACGUUUCUUCCUAAGUAACUCUUGGCCCUUUAAAUAUUUUCUUGGUAGGAACCAGGAGUUAUCUAUUCAGCUGAAUACCCUUAACAUAACUAUAAUUAAAUUAUUCCUCAUCAUUGCAUAACCCAUAAUAUUAUCUAGUACAUUGUAUUAUCUAUUUUUAAUGUUCUCUAAGCUGGUUAAUAGAUGCUUCGAAUAUGAAAUAUUUAUUUGAUGAAUUCACAAUGCUCCCAGAAGUUUGACUACAUUUGGGGUUUUGAGACCUUAACUGGUUUGCAUUGUAUGUGUUCACAGCCUCAGUCUUCAGUCUGGUAUCUGAAGCUACUAUCAGUCUUACAUGUACACUCCCAUAGCUUGAAUGUAUCCUUUUAUAUUUAAUGGAGUGUAUCAGUAGCUUUCUGCUCUGUCUACCCACAAUAAUUCACUGUACAAAUAAAAAUAAGACCUAUUCAUAACCUGUUACACCUUUGUUAAUAAAUACGGUCAUAGAUUUCACACUGUAUUCGUAGGGUUUGUUAUCACUUGUAGCAGAACUGAAAAAGUUAGAAGAUGUGGAUGAAAAUGGGCUAAGAAUCGUACUGCUGGGACUCGAUAAUGCUGGCAAAACUACCAUCCUUACCCGGUUAGCCUUGGAGGAAAUCAAGUGUAUAACUCCUACACAGGUAUGUGAGAAAGGCCAAGUUACAAAAAAGGAUUUAUUUACUCACUAAACUGGGCAUUAUGGGAAAUUAACAAUAUAACUACAAAUGUUGGGACCAAAGGAUAUAUGGCUGAUAAAGCUACUUUGGCCUAAAAUCAACAAUGAAUUUUACUAUAGGGGAAUUUAUCAAGCCAACAUUGACAAUAAUAGCUAAAUGUUGAUUGAGAGACAGUCUAUGGGUCUCACUGGUGCUUGCUCCAGAUUAGGAUAUUAUGUUGCCUUGAUAAUUCGCUGCACUAUGUUUUUUUUUUGUUUUUUUUUAGCUGUUCUCCCAGCAUCAUAAUUUGAUCUUAGUUGGGUGCCCCAGCCACAAAAAAGUAAAAUCUCACAAUUCUCGGUGAUCAUGGCCUUUUUGAUUGAAAUCAGUUUUUUCCUAAUAAUCUUCAUUGUGUUGAACGCUCACUAGCAUUGUGGAGAUUUAGACUGGAGUGUGGAUUAUUAAUGUGGAUUUAGGUCCUCAGCCCCCUUAGAUCACUCUGAAAAUGUGUUUACUUACUGUUUUUACUCACCCUUUUUCCAACGUCAUGCCUGUCUCACCACGGCUGGCACGAUUUGCUCGGCCUCGAUAGGAAAUAAAUGCAACUCUAUGGAGAACGUUCAGCGCCUCCAUGCAGAGAGUGGAGAUGGUGAACACCAGUACUGCACACUGUGCAGCACUGCCCCAGGAAGCUCCUCUAGUGUCCGUCUGAGUGACUACAGCUAGAGAUGUUACUAGGCACCAAUGUAAACAUUGCCUUUUCUCUGAAAAGGAAGAGUUUACAUUGAAAAGCCUGCAGGAACUGCCUAUACACACCAGAGCAACUACAUUAAGCUGGAGUUGUUCUUUUGACUAUAGUGUCCCUUUAAUGUCACAACAGCUGAACUGGAACAAUUAUCUUAGUCAGCUAUGUUUCGGUUCUGAUAGUUUGUCCUUAAAUUUUAAAUUCACUCUGAAUUCAUUCUGAAUCCUCCCUUUAGUAAAUAACCAGGUUGUUGUUUUUUUAAAAAAUAAUUUUCAGAAUUGUCCUUACCAUUUACAGGAUAGAAAUUCUCUACCAAGUUUCCUCUCAUCUAACACUUUCUCGGAUAUUAUCAUCCCUGUUCUCAGGUUGUGUAUUGUGUAUUGUGUUUAGGAUAAUGUAUGUCAGCUCCCCUGCUCUGUUGUAUCACUGUAUGAAACACGAGUUACAAUGUAAAUGAAUGUAGCAAACAUGCCUACUGUAAUUAGAUAAUCAGAUUAUUGAGCAGUCUGGUGACAACCUGUAGUAGAUUCCCAGCAUUAGUGUUACCGGGGUAGCAACCUCAGAUCGCAGUAACGAUUAGUAAUACACAUGCUCAAAUGUCCUCUAUUCUCUGUUUGAAUAAAACUAGCUUUUCCAGAUUGGUUAAAUGUAUGCAGUAAUGUUGGCCAAUUGUUUGCAAAUGAGCAGCAUAUAAUUACAUUUUUGACUGUUGUCUUUUUGUUCUGUUUACUCAAUCUUACUUAACACACAGGGAUUCAGUUACAGCCUAUGGCUAUAUUGUUUUAAAGGGACACUCCACUGCCCAAAUACAAAAUAAAUAAAAAUCACUGUUUAGUAGAUAUAUCUUAAGUGAAAACGUGCAUACAUUUAAUAAUGUAUUUUUUUAAUGGAGAUAUAUCUAAAAUCAGCACAAAAUACCUGCUGUUGUCAUCUGCUGCCUUUGCAAGCCCUCCCCUUCUAACCCCGCCCAGACUUUCUGUGGCUGUCCAAUCACAGACUUCCCAAUGCAGCUCAAUGAGAAGUCUUUGUAAGUCGGGUGCUCUUGGCAAUUGCCGCUUCUUGAGGUCAGCUACAUUGAGCUAACAAACUCAGGUUACAUUACCUGUUGUCUGCUUAAAAGCCAAGGGGGUGUAAGCAGGUUAAUUUAAAUAAGUGUAAAUUUCUAUUGAAAUCUGCCGUUUUUGCAAAAAAAAAAAAAAAAAAAUACACUUUUCACACAAAGUUUUCCUAUAAGCUAAUGUUGUUUAGGGGACCCUUUAAGCCCAUCACUACAUCAAAGUCCCCCAAUAUUGGUGGGUUCUACACUAAUUUUAACAAGGGAGAUUAACUUGCUUACUGCUUAAACUGCUUCCAGAGACUCUCCUCAAUUUAUGAUUCCUUGUCAUCAGCUCCAAAGAGGAACCUACAUUGGGUGGAGUGCUUAACACAAAAGGAAUCUAGUCUGGACUCCAAAUAAACACAGAACAAAAAUGGAACUGAAGGCACAUCCAGAACAUGCAUUUCUCAGUAGUAGUGCUGCCGUAAGGACCAAAAUAUAUACAAUGUGUAUAUCCGGAAUUUAGAACAGAUUCCAUUUGGGUUGAGAACCUCACUCCCACACUAUAGGUGCCCUUUUGGAGGGGACCACAGGAAAGCAUAAACUGAGCAGAGUCUCUAAAAGCAGUUUAUGCAGUAAAUAUUGCAGUUAGCAUGUAAAUCUCCCAUGUUAAAAUUAGUGUAUGACAAACCGAUAUUGGGGUACUGUGACGUAGUGGUGGGCUUAACACAAUAUAAUGGCGCUGAAUCACCAUAAUUGAUUUGGGAAUAUAAGUGAUUUUAAAUAGCCUUGUAAAAUGCUAAAAUUAUUAUUAUUUUUUGUGUGUGUGAGUGCUGUUUUCAGUCUGUAUUUUGUAUAUAUUUUAGUCUUUACGGCAGCCUCACUACUGAGAAAUUCAUGUUCCAGGUGUGUCCCCAAUACCUUUGUUUUGGUUAUUCACCAGAAAAUGUUUAAAGUCUCCAAAUAGUCAUUCUGCACCACAGAUUUACCAUGAUGGACCAGAGAAGAGAGGGAGGGGUUGUAUGCAGUUACUGUUUACCUCCCUGCAGAUACAGUUCUUUGUAUCCUCUAUAAAAGCAAAAACAGAACUAUCACCGUAAUAACAUGUAAAUAGCGCAAAAAUAAGUAUACAAUAUACUUAUCAAAUAAGUCAAAUGGACAGCCUCCCUAAGAUGACUUUCCAGGUGGUGAUCUUGUUAAGCCAGAAUACAAGCAAGUCACAUAUGGGAUACGGCUGAAAAAUCUAAAAGAAGCAAACAAAACAUAGUGUAAUACAAUUUAAACAAGAUAUAUGCGCUAUGACUGAAUGCAUUCACAAGAUAUAGACGUAUUAUGCGCUCAAAGGGUGCCUCCCCCGAUGUAAUUGGGGGGCUAUGGAUCCAUCUCCUUGGUCUGCAGAUGUAGCAGGAAAUCAGGACUCCAGAUGGUUAUAUUAAAAAUAACAGCUUUUCUUACAAAUUAAUAAAAUUAGUAAUGCUAUUAACAGAGCAGUAGUUGUGGUCUUACACGUUUCGUCCCACAAUUGGAACUUCCUCAGAGACCAUAUCUAGUUGUCAGUUUAGUGUUAUAUUCCUCCUGGUCACCCUUGCCAAACAAGUUACAAGUUAAAGAAAGAUCCAUAUUCCCACAUAUAUUUAGGGGAACAUGGUGGAAGGCAGAUUUUUAUAGUGCAAUAGAAACUGGGCAUCACCUAGCACUACAGGUCACGGCUGUGAAUUCAAAUAUUUAAUUUUAUUUAUUGAGCUGGGGAGGAAGGAGGCCACUGAACAAUCACAAUUAAUUUUUAAUCCUUCACCGGCCAUACAUAAGUGAGAGGAAAGGGGGGAUCAUUGAGCAAGUUGUUCUCUAUAGACCCCCAUAAAAUUAUUUAUAAUCAUUACUGCACAGGGACAGGAGCACUCUAUUUUCAGCCACUCACCAAUGGAGAUCUCGAUUUGUUUUGAUCAUUUUUAAAACUAUUUUUGAUGAGCAGCUCAUUAAAUCUCAGAGUCAGAGAUAAUUUUGUAAAAGAUCGGUAUUUGAUAAACAUCCACAUGGUUUUGAUUGAUAUUCUUAUGUGCAGACAGUUUUGCUCCUUUUUUCUUGUGAAUUUCCCCCAAAAAAAUAUUCCUACAAACUUUUUUGUACUGUUUUAUCCAAGCAGAUUCUUUGUGUUUUGUAACUUAUUCAGUGAUCUUAUUGCAGGGUUUUAACAUCAAAAGUGUCCAAUCGCAAGGAUUAAAGCUAACAGUAUGGGACAUCGGGGGUCAAAGAGCAAUCAGAACACAUUGGAAGAAGUACCUUGGAAGCACAGAUCUACUAGUAAGUUGUUUGUCAUUCUAACUUGGAAAAACAUGUGAACACACAAAACACACAAUUGUAUUGACUCAAAAAACAAACUGCAGAAAGUAGGCGAAAAUACACGAGCGGUUAUUAUAGCCAGUGGAAUUUGUUUUCCAAAUCAACUUUUUGUCUAAACUUUGUUCUACAAGUAAACUUUAGGAAUAUUUCAUCUAAAAUCCCAAGCGUUUUCCUUUACUAUUUAUGAAAUACCCAAAUGAACAUCAUAAGCUUGUAACAAGCAAUGUAAUAAUAAUAAAAUAUGAAGAAAAUUAAAGGGAAAGUAUAAUUAGCACCUUCAUAAUUGUGAACUUUUAUUAUCAUGUGAAGAUACUGUCAUUCGGACAGCACACUUGAUGGACAUACAUGGUUAUUGACUAGAUACACAAUUGUGGAGAAUUGAAAAUCUAAAUUACAAGAUUGAGGUUAAAACAGCAGCUUUUUUAAACCCCCGUUUUUUUUUUUUGUAGUUAGUUUUGUUUUUCAUUUUUAUUGUAUUAUUAAUAUUGUAAUUGUUACAUUAUACACUUAUUGUACUACUUGUUACUAUCGAUAUGUACAAUUAUAUUAAUGUGUAAAAUUAAUUAAAAACAUAUGGAUAGAAAAGUGAAGCGGCAUUCAUGGUGCAGAGCAAUUGCCAUGGAAACCAUUACUAUAAUCAGAUUUCCAUGGUAACUGUUCCACUUUUAGAGUGUUGAUCAGCUUUUCUGUUAUUGAAGUCUCCCCCUAAAUAUUCACAGAAAUUGCACUGUUUACAUCAUGGGUUGUCAACCUGGUCCCUACCGCCCACUAGUGGGCGUUUCAGGAUUCCAGGUGGGCGGUAGGGAUUUCCUCAUUUGGAGAGAUUGGGUGGGCGGGCAGGUGCGAGCUGGCGGUACCCAAGCGACCGGGUACCACCAUCACCAUUUGCGGCCCCGGCCUGGGCGGCAAAACGUCGGGGCCGCCGUCCAAGGGGUCCAUCGGGUGGCCCAUGCUGUCAGGGCCACCCGAUGGAUGUGGAUUGUGAGGGGGCCCGGUCAGCACUGUGCGCUUUAACAGCGCGACCGGACCCUCUGUGAUUACAUCACAGAGCUGGAAGGAAGUGACUGCACGUCACUCCUCCCAGCUAACACUGAGAGCCGAGCGGGAGGAAGACCAGGGAGUCAGAGUGGGAACUCUGACUCCCAUCCACCUAAGCCACCACUGGACCCCAGGGAAAGUCACCCUCCUGCACCUUAAAGGUAGGAAACAGGAGGGUGACUUAAAUAUAAUGUGUGUGUUUGUUUGUGUGUGUCUUGUCUUUGUAUGUAUGUGUUGUGUGUGUAUGUGUCUUUAUGUAUGUGUGUCUUAUGUAUGUGUCUGUGUGCAUGUGUCUGUAUGUUUGUAUGUGCCUGUCUGUUUGUGUCUUUGUAUGUGUAUGUGUAUGUAUGUGUGCCUGUCUGUUAUAGUGGGCUAUAGUAAGUGGGCUACCUAGCUCAGCCUUUCUACUGGGAAUUGCUAUAAGUAAGGUUAAAAAAUAGAAAAAAAAAAAAAAGGUGGGGAGGGGAAUUGAGGAGGGAGAGGAGGGGAGCUGACGCACAGAUGAGAAAUCAUAUUAUGCGCAAACAGAGAAGUCGUCUGAAUAUCACCGAAAGAGGAGACCUUCGUUUGUUCCUUACGAAAAUCGAACCAGAUAUCAAAUAUUUAGUCUCGCAGCAUCAACCUCAAGGAUCUCAUUAAUCACUAGUAAAGGUAAUUUCAAUUUACUUUGUUUUCUCAUUAAACUUUAUAAAGUUAAAAACAUUAUAAACAUGUAUUAAGUAGAAAUAAAAAGAUAAAUGUACGUACAUUUUUUUUAAAACGCCCUCCUUUCUAACAAAUAUUCUGCACUUGCGCGAAACUGGUGGGCGGUAAGGAAAUUUUUCCAUCAAGAAAGAUGCAUUAGUGGGCGGUAGGAAGAAAAAGGUUGACUACCACUGGUUUACAUCAUCAAGGCUGCAGGGGCAGCAUGUAUGCCACAAAAUCAUUUCAGUAAGACAUGAUUCUGAUGCUUAGACUGUCCAUUUAGGAGCUCCCCUUGAAUUUCUGAUGAAUACAUUUUUUUUUUUUUUUUAAAUAACACACAAAAAAAAUGCAAAGCUAUUACUAUGCCUUUCAUCCAUAUUCCGAUAUAGAACAGUUGAGUAGAUCAGCUGAUGAUUGUUAAUAAAUUCUGUCCAAACACUGGCUCAAUUGAUGUCACUAAUUUGGAAGUAGGAACUAUGCAAUAGUAAUAAGGGCCGGACCAGAGGGCCCGGGAUAAGUAAGAGUCAAACCAUUUGAAAUGAUAUUAUUUUAUUAUUUAUAUAGCGCCAUCAGAUUCCUUAGCGCUGUACAAUGGAUGAACUAACAGACAUGUAAUUAUAACUAAAUGUAUAAAUAUAACCAGACAAGUGGACGUACAGGAACAGAGAGGUGGAGGGCCCUGCUCAAUGAACUUAGAUUCUAGAGUUAUAUGACUUCUUACCGUGGAAUAUCUUGCUAUUGCAUUGUUGUCCAUUAGAAAAUCCACUAAGGUUAAUUGACAGCACUGUGUUUUCUCUCUUUGUUGUAGAUUUAUGUGGUGGACAGUGCAGACCAGAAACGCUUUGAAGAAACUGGACAGGUAGAACCAGAUGUUAAUGUCUAUUAUCUGUUCUAUAGCAUAUCAAAAUAAUAGAUUAAAGUGAGAACUGUCAGCAAUUCAAUGUGAAAUUCAGCAGAAUUUUUAGUUUAUUUUGAAUUACUAACAAUUAACAUUUUAGUGAAUAACUCUAUCAGUAAACCUAAUGCAAGUUCAAUUAAUUUACUCCCUAUUGACCUAGAGUUUCUCUGAGAUUGCUUGCUUCCCCUCAUUGUUAAAGGACCACUCUAGGCACCCAGACCACUUCAGCUUAAUGAAGUGGUCUGGGUGCCAGGUCCAGCUAGGGUUAACCCAUUUUUUAUAAACAUAGCAGUUUCAGAGAAACUGCUAUGUUUACAAAUGGGUUAAUCCAUCCCUCAAAUCCUCUAGUGGCUGUCUCAUUGACAGCCACUAGAGGCGCUUGCGUGAUUCUCACUGUGAAAAUCAGUUAGAACACGCAAGCGUCCAUAGGAAAGCAUUGUAAAUGCUCUCCUAUGAGACCGGCUGAAUGCGCGCGCAGCUCUUGCCGCGUGUGCGCAUUCAGCCGAAAGGGAGGAAAGGAGGAGGAGGAGAGCUCCCCGCCCGGCGCUGGAGAAAGGUACGUUUUAACCCCUUUCCUUUCCCCAGAGCCGGGCGGGAGGGGGUCCCUGAGGGUGGGGGCACCCUCAGGGCACUAUAGUGCCAGGAAAACGAGUAUGUUUUCCUGGCACUAUAGUGGUCCUUUAAUGAAUGCAUUCUGUAAUUUUCCAGAUAUGUUUAGUGCCAUGUUACUGCUCUAGUAAAUUAGCAACAAUUGUCAGUUUAUUCUCGUCUACUGUUUGGUCACCUCCUUAUUAAUAUGUAUAAAUCUAUGUAACCCCUUUCCGGUCAGGAUUCACAUGUAGUAGAGAUUGACUUCUUGGGUUGGGUUAAAGCAGGACACUAUGGAACUUCUAGAAGUCAUUAAUUAGAAUGUUUCCAUUGUAUCCCCUGAUCUACCCAUGUGGUCUUUGGCCCUGUUCAACGUUACCCUUCUAGAGUUUGGUUGAUUUGAGUGAAAGAAGGAAUUGUGCUGUUAACAGUUUGUUCUCUUUAGGAGCUAGCAGAACUAGUAGAAGAAGACAGUCUACUGGGGGUUCCCUUGUUAGUGUUUGCAAACAAACAGGAUUUGCUGAGUGCGGCCUCUGCUGCAGAUAUUGCCUCUGGAUUAAACCUGCAUACGUAUCGGGAUAGAACGUGGCAGAUUCAAGCCUGUUCUGCAAUCUCUGGAGAAGGCAUACAGGUAACUCCAUGAAAUAUACAGUGCCUCUACCUUUUGACAGUGAUAACCAGCAGUUUACUAAUGCAGAAGCACUGAUCUCGACGUGCAAGCAAAAAAAAACAGGGUGCACAACAGUGUGAAAAAGAAAAAUAGAGGAAUGUUUAAGGCUCUUUAAAAUCUUUUAUUCUAUAAACGGCAGCAGCGGUUGGUAAUGGUGAUGGCUGCUGUUAUUACAAAAAAGGUUUUAAAAAGCCCUUGAAGGUUUUUUUGUGCUUGUUUUUUUUGCACCAUUGCAUUGUCAAUUUUUCAUAAGACAAGAUUGAUUUCUUCUGCCUUACAUUUGGGGUUUCGGACAGCUUCGAAAUUAUUAAUAUAUCAGCUAGGGGUAAUCAGAGACAUAUUUAAAAUGAAACAAAGGCUACAUCGAUUAUAUAUGACAUUCCCAUUGAUUGCAUGGAAGUCAAAUGCCUGCUCAAAUAUUACAUCCCAUCUACCACACAUUAUGUCAUUAACCCAGCUUUAUCAAUAUGGUAGCUAAAAGGUAGAGUUUAAAUGAACACCAUAACCACUACAGCACACUGUAGUAGUCAGUAGUCAAUACACUUUUCUAACGGUUUAACGUCUUACCUUGGUUCUGAUGGGCACCGCUCCCUGCCUCCUCACAACCUCACCAUUGGAAUCUUCACUGUGGUGCAGGGCUUAGCUUAUUGGCUGAGACCAAUCAGCUGACCUAAGGAAAGCUCCAGGCGUGAGAGCCCAGCCUUAAAAAUGCAGGUAGCGGCACCCGUUGGACCCCAGGUACGAAGUCAAAGCAGUUUGAUUACUUACAUUCAGUGGGUGCUAGGUCAUGGGAGGCAUGUACUAUAGUGAUUAUGGUGCUGGGAUUAUUUCUUUAAGAAAUAAAAACCUUAUUAAUAGUUAUUAGUAUGUGCCCAAAAGUAAUAUUGUGGAUACCUCUUUUUUUUUAGCAGUAUACUAUAUGUAUAUUUGUUAAGUUGUGCUUAACGAUUUAAAGGUAUUGCAUACCUCCCAACAUCACAUUAAGCAGGACGCUGAUGAGGGGUAAAAAGUGACGGGCCUGUGAAGAUGUACAUUACAUGUAUUGCUAUUUGCGUUCAAGUAGACACAGUCUAGAGUGCCACAUACACAUCCAUUACAGAUGUCAUUUUUGUAGUUUAUAUGAGUAACCUGGGUCGCUAUAAAUGACACUGUAAUAAAGCAAAAUUAUAGCAUCACUAUAAGUGAAGUCAUUUUUGUCAACAUUUUAAAGUGACCAUGCUACAUGCACCAUCACAACUAACUGCUACAGACAUAGACAUAGCUGUUUCAGCUACAAUUACAAAUGUUAUCAUGUUUGACUUUUAUUAUAUACUGUUCAUUGAUAUUCGCAAUGUAUGUAUUUUUUUUUUAAUGUGUUAUUCACAGACAGGACAUUAUCUUUAUUUACGAAUUUCUCUAUUUAGGAUGGAAUGAACUGGAUAUGUAAAAAUAUCAAGAAGAAGUAAAUAUCAUCUAAAAAGGAACAAGAAAUCGCCUCCAAUCUGAAUUCAAUGUGUAUUAACCAUAUUUACAGCUAAUGAAGAUUGUUCAGCACUUACAUCCAAUACAACACGAUUUACCUUUUUUUUCCCCACAAGUUUCUCACUAUAAUCAAAUGAAGGAUGAUGUUGACACUGCAGACGUUUAUAAUCAAAACCUGAUUCCCGUAUAAUGUUACUAAUUCCAGAUCCUGGAGAGGAUUCGUGACACAAUAGUGAAAAUGAAUGGCACUAAGCUGUUUAAUCUAUUUUUACCAACAUGAAUAUUAAAUCCUUUAAGCCAAAUGGCGGCUCUGGUUUCUCUUAAUACCUAAACCUUGGAAGAAUAAUCACAGAUGAAUACUUCCUAUACAUGAAAUACAUCCAGAAAAUUACCUUUUUUGUCAUUUUACCCCACUGUCUGUAGAACAUUCGAGCAGGGCCCUCAUCCCCCUCUGUUCCGGUGCAUUCAAGUCGCCUUGUAAAUACUUGUCCAUUAGUUCACCUAUUGUACAGCGCUACAGAAUUUGUUGGCGCUUUAUAAAUAAUAAAAAUAUAAUAUAUAUACAGUUCUAGAUCUGUCAAAAUAGUCCCAA